AUGGCAUGCUCUAUGAAGGCUAAAUAUGAUAAAUAUUGGGGACCAGUUGACAAGUUUAAUCCUUUGAUACUUGUUGCCGUUGUUUUAGAUCCUCGAUACAAACUUGAUUAUCUUUGUUGGUGUUUGGAGGAUGUAUAUGAUAAGGAAGUGGCUACUAGUAUGACUAGUUUUGUAAAAUUUACACUGGAGACAUUGUACAAAUUUUAUUCAAAAGAAAUUGUAGAUGAUAAAGUUCUUGAUGAUGGUGGCGGUUCCUCUAGAGCUGUUUUGGAUGAUAAAGAUAGUGGUCAGUCUAGUGCUAAGGGUGUUGCUGCAAAUAUAGUGAAUUUGUGGAAAAAACAAAAUAAGGAAAAAGCUAAUGCAGAUAGCAAAUCAGAUGUUGAGAAAUAUUUUGCCGAAGAUCCUGUGGACGUGGAAGAUGAGAAUUUUGAUAUAUUGGCUUGUUAA
Messenger RNA from Arachis ipaensis, 447 nucleotides. The record is from RefSeq and is a predicted model, not a curated record. NCBI's taxonomy places the organism in Eukaryota, Viridiplantae, Streptophyta, Magnoliopsida, Fabales, Fabaceae.